Molecule: messenger RNA, 7881 nt
Organism: Ictalurus furcatus (blue catfish)
Lineage: Eukaryota; Metazoa; Chordata; Actinopteri; Siluriformes; Ictaluridae
Gene: gli1
Product: GLI family zinc finger 1
Exons: 13
Coding region: 1008-5462 (1484 amino acids)
Biological process (GO): regulation of transcription by RNA polymerase II; smoothened signaling pathway
Cellular component (GO): nucleus
Molecular function (GO): RNA polymerase II cis-regulatory region sequence-specific DNA binding; DNA-binding transcription factor activity, RNA polymerase II-specific
Source: RefSeq, a predicted model, not a curated record
CGUUUCUCACCCAAACCAAGCAGUAGUAGAGUUUACAAUGCAGAACUAGAUAAUAAAGAACUUGUCAGAGAAGCUAUGCUUCUGGGGUUUUGGGGCAAGUUGCUGAGUUCCUUGCACAGAUAUAGUGUAGCCUAUGGUAUGGACAUGUAACCUAGUAAUGAUCAAGUACAUCUUGGGUGGUUGGGUAAGUGGUUAAAAUAAAGGUCAAGAUAAUCCGUUUCUAUUCAAAUGAGGUGUAUGUAGUACACACAGAACCUUUAGUGUUACAAUCAUUCAUACAUCAUGGAGACACUCCCAUCUGUCUGAUAUUAUGCAGAUUGCUUAUCACACGCGGAUCAUUUUAAUACUUGAUAUACUUCUUCAUUUUAAUAAAUACUUUCUUUCCAUUCUGUCUCCACUAUAAAAUUCUGUUUAGCACCGAACCACUAAAGUUAGGGCAGGAUAUUGCUGCACCUGCCAAAUCACACACACACACACACACACACACACACACACACACACACACACACACAAACACAAAAAACACAACCAGUCAGAAUAUAAAUUUACAUUACUCAUGCUUUCAUGUUUUCCACACACGUCUAGCCUCAUUAGUAGUGACAGACAGACUCUACGGAACUUGUUAUACUUCAUCAGAUCUGAUUGUGAGAGCACAACUAUCUAUCUAUCUCUCUAUCAUCUAUCUAUCCAUCUAUCACAAUCCUUCACUUGCCAAGCAGCAUGUCUUUAGUCACUGAGGUAUUAACACUUGUUCUUCUACACAUAUAUGAGCACACUUUAACAGUAAUGCAGAGUGCUUCUUUUUGGCUUAAACACUAAUCCCUGCUCUACCCCCUAAUGUUUCCAACAGGUGUCUUGUGUGUGUGUGUGUGUGUGUGUGUGUGUGUGUGUGUGUGUGUGUGAAGGAUUGGACACUGCUAUAGCAGCUGUGGCUUGAGAAGAGAUCUCUAUUUAGUGUAUUCACCUCAUUAGCAUGUGUUAUCAGAUAUACACCUCAAAACGUGCACAUGCACACGAACCUGUCAAGCUGUGUAAUGCACUCAAUCUAUGGUCCUACAGGACUAGCGGGAGUGCUGGCCCCAAUGCCAGUGGUCAUGCAGCCUCACCACAGGCUGUAUCACUACAACAACACCAGUCAACCAAGCAAAGGUCUGGCGCCAUCAAUAAAAUCCCCCUACAGUGAGGUGGCUCCUGUGUGUGGGGCUCCCCCUUGUGGUCAACCGCCACAAAGCAGAGCAAUGUACAACCCAUCCUUCAACCCUGGAACCUGCAUGGAUCCUUACAUGCGGCCUCCGCAAGGACCCCCACCCCAUAGCGUGAUGGGACACCGUGGCAUGCCCCCACCUGAGGGAGGUAAUGGUUCCCCCUACUGUAACCAGAGUAACACAAUGAUAGCGCAUCAUGGCUUUCCUCACAACCAGUCAGGCCCGGAACACUUGGGUUCAGGAGAUGGUUCUCGUUUCUCCACCCCACGUUCCAUACUGAAGUUGAGCAAGAAGCGAGCGCUGUCCAUCUCUCCUCUGUCUGAUACAAGCGUGGACCUGCAGACAGUCAUUCGCACAUCUCCCAACUCUCUGGUGGCAUUUGUUAAUUCUCGCUGUGGGCAAACUGCUGCUAGCUCAUAUGGACACCUGUCUGUGGGAGCUUUGAGUCCAUCAAUGGGUUACCCAAGCGCAACAAACUACCAGUCCAGGCCUCAAGGGAACAUGUACGGAACUCCACUUGGCCACACCCCUGCUCCCUGCCAUGGACUCCCAACUCGCCUGCCUCCUCACAACCCCCGCCUGCAUGCACCUCCAAAACAUGGACAUCUGAAGACAGAACCCAUCAUAGGUAGUGUGAUGGAUGGCAUUAAUGUGAAGAGUUUAGAAGAGCAUUCAGAAGGAGAUGUGGCCAGUCCAUCUUCCAGUGGAACACAGGAUCCUCUUCUUGGGCUUCUGGAGGGCAGAGAUGAUUUAGACAAAGAGGAGAAACCAGAACCAGAGGCCAUCUAUGAGACCAACUGUCACUGGGAGAGCUGCAGCAAGGAGUUUGACACCCAGGAACAACUUGUGCAUCACAUCAAUAACGAGCAUAUCCAUGGCGAGAAGAAAGAAUUUGUGUGCCACUGGAAGGACUGCUCUCGUGAGCAGAGACCAUUUAAGGCUCAGUAUAUGCUGGUGGUUCAUAUGCGUAGACACACUGGCGAGAAACCUCACAAGUGCACUUUUGAGGGUUGCAACAAAGCAUACUCUCGUCUGGAGAACCUGAAAACACACCUGCGCUCACACACUGGUGAGAAGCCAUACGUAUGUGAGCAUGAGGGAUGUAACAAGGCUUUCUCUAAUGCCUCAGACCGUGCAAAGCACCAGAACAGAACACACUCAAAUGAGAAACCCUAUGUGUGCAAAAUCCCUGGAUGUACAAAGCGUUACACAGACCCAAGCUCCCUGCGCAAGCAUGUAAAGACAGUUCAUGGACCUGAGGCUCACAUCACUAAGAAACAUCGUGGCGACACUGGACCUCGACCACCAGGUUCUGCUCUGACCUCUGCAGGUCAAAGUUCCGAGCUGAUGGUAGAGAAAGAGGAAAGGACCAGAGAGGACUGCAAACUUCUGGCUCCUGAAAAUACACUAAAGUCUCAGCCAAGUCCUGGAGGCCAGUCAUCCUGCAGUAGUGAACGCUCACCAUUAGGGAGUGCAAACAACAACGACAGUGGUGUAGAGAUGAACCUGAAUGCAGCGGGUAGUCUGGAAGACUUGACAGCAGUGGAAGAUGGAGGGGGCAACAGCGUGGCUGAGUCUAAUGGGGGAGUGGUUUCUGGGGGUAUAGGUAUGUCUGCACAGGCCCUGAAGAGGCUGGAGAACUUGAAAAUUGAUAAACUAAAGCAGAUCCGCCGUCAGACCCCACCAGGCCGGGGUACAGUAAAUAAAUUACCAGCACUUUCAGCAUCAAGUGAGAUGAUCGGCAUAUGUGGUCCCUCCCCUUUGCUUUCUAAUCGUCGAGUGAUGGAGCUCUCUAACCCAGACCUGGGUGGAGGUGGUAUGGGUGGAAUUGGCAGAAUGGUUAUGCCUUGCCCACCCAGUGACCGCCGUGGAAGUGGUACCAGUAGUUUAAGCUCUGCCUACACUGUGAGCCGCCGUUCCUCUGUGGUUUCCCCCUACUUAUCAAGUCGCCGCUCAAGUGAAGUAUCUCAGGUGGGCACAGGUGGGCACUGCCAUUCUGUCAUUGGAAAUGAUGUGGGUGGGGACCAGUUAUCACCUGAGAGCAGCCACAGAACUGGUUUGUGCCAGAGCACCAGUGGAUUACCAGGUCUACCAAGUCUUACCCCUGCAGAACAAUAUAGUUUGAAAGCUAAAUAUGCAGCAGCAACUGGUGGACCACCACCAACACCUCUACCCAAUAUGGAGCAGCCUGGUACCCCCAGAAGACGUAGUGGUUUCUUGAGUGAGUAUGAUGGUCAGCCACUCCCACCAUUCCUACAUCAAGUGGGAACCAGGAGACACAGUGCCAACACGGAGUAUGGAACAGGGGUUAUUUACCCACACCAGGCUCCUGGCAAUGACAUACGACGUGCCAGUGAUCCUGUGCGCUCUGGAGCUGACCCACAAGGCCUACCCAAAGUGCAGCGCUUUAACAGCCUGAGUAACAUGACAUUGAUGGGCCGUCGUAAUGCAUUGCAGCACUGUGGCUCUGAUGCCAACAUCACCAGACACAUGUAUUCACCAAGACCACCGAGUAUUACUGAGAACGUGAUGAUGGAGGCCAUGGCAGUGGAGCCUCCGAGGAAUACCAUAGAAGGCCGGGACCAUGGAACUAUGAUGCAAGGUGCCGACAGGGCCUACAUGGGCUACCAGCAGUCUCAGUCCCAUCCUCAUACUGGUGACCAGCUAUCUCCUGGAAAUGAAGGCAUGGGAUGCUUGGAGCCAUCCUACCCAUCACAGAUGCAGGGGCAGUACCACAGUCAACGUGGAAAUAUAGGUGUUGGGGAAACUAUGGGUCAGAAUGAGAUUUCAAACACUCUCCUCCAGCAAGCUGAGUACAGUAUGAGCACCUGUCAGCUCAGCCCCUCUGGGCCACACUACCCUGGCUUGGGGCAGCCUAGUGAGGGAUCAGGACCCUGGCGACAAAAUGGCCAGCUCCACAAUCCUCAUGUGGGUAUGCAAGCAUCUAUGCAGUUCCAAGACACAGGAAUGCAGGGACAACAGUAUUCUCAAGGUUUGUAUGAUCCCAACACUGAUCCUAACCAUCAGAGGGUCACUAUCAAACCAGAACAGUUCCAUUCACACAUGGGAGGCUCCAGUGCCUGCCAAAAUGCCAAGGCUCUUCAACAGCAUCGCCAGCCUAGCACUAUGGAGGUAUGCCAGCAAGGGUAUGCACCACAAACAAAAGAGCAUGGUUUAAUCAGCAAAUCUUCCAACCCCAGUUGUGACUUUAUCCAUGCUCAGAUCAAGACCCAGACUGAUCAUCGUCAACAGCAAAACCAGGCUGGAUCAUUCCUCCAUGGAGGAAGUUUGAGUCUUGGCUGUGCAGGCUCUGUGUUGGCUGAGGACCGGAGGUCACAGACUCCAAUGCUGCAGGUGAAGGAGAUGAUGGUACGAAACUAUGUGCAAUCACAACAGGCACUCCUUUGGGAGCAGCAGCAGCAAGAGCACCAAACAGCAAAUAGUAGUCACCCUCGGAAGCCAGAAAGCAUGGAGAUGGGAGCACAGCCAGCAAUGAUGCAGCAUAGCCCCCAAGAUCAGCAACUUAAUCAAAACAUCUAUCAUAACAGUUACCAGGGUUACUCAAAUCAGAAUGUCAUGAGUCCCUCAGGACACAGUCAAUCAUCCAGCUCAGUGCCAGUCAAGGAACAGAUGACUGGAAUGCAGGAUUCCUCCUACAGCCAUGAUGUGGUGCCACAUCCACCUCAGGGUCGAAAGCCUCUGAGUCGCCAGAAUAGUCUUUCCCAGCAGUCAAAUGGAGCAUACCUAAGCAGCCCACCUAACUUAAGUCCUGGUCAUAAUACUGCCAGUCCCAGGAGAAGUGUCAGGUUACCACCUGUUCAUCAACAGCAGCAACACACUGAUAACUUCUAUUACUCUGGCCAGAUCCAUAUGCACCACAACAUGGAUAAGUCUCUGGAACCCCAUGAUGUCUCCUGCCGGACCCAGCAGCACCUUGCUGGAAUAGAGCCCGCAACAAAGGCUGCUUCAUUGGCAUAUCCCCAGUCUGCAUCUAUGUCAAAUACACUUGAGAACCUGGACUUGGAGAAUGCUCAAAUUGACUUUGCUUCCAUUAUUGAGGAUCCAGAUCCUUCAUCCUACAGCCCAGUAAAUCCAGUUCUGGGACACCAGUCAUCCUCCCAGGACUCCUCCCGUCUUACCACUCCACAAAACUCCAUCACCCUUCCCUCCAGUCUAUCUAAUAUGGCAAUUGGAGAUAUGACCUCCAUGCUGACAUCCCUUGCUGGGGAAAACAAGUAUUUGAACACACUGACUUGAAGAAUCGCUUUACAUGUUUCAGAGGGUUGUAAGUCAUAGACUAUCAUUCUGGCUAUAUCAACAUCCAAUGGCCUAAUUAGACUCCUGAUAUACAUUCAGUGAAACAGUGGUUACUCUGGACCUUCCUAUACUCACUGUCUCAAGUGAGUCUUACUAGACGGGCCAGGUUUCUGUAGAGGGCUGAUUCUGCUUAUCUAUUUCCAUUUGUUUUUGUUUUAUUUGUUUAAUAAACAUUGCCUUGGGUUUCAUUAUCAAGACUAAAAUGGUAUUUCAGUUACCAUGCUGGGAGGGUUAGUAAUAAAACACUUUGUUUAAAUGUAAAUACCAUUUACCUUUUGUAUUAGCAAUGGAAUUUAAACUGAGACAAUGAUAGAAGAAAAACUUAUCUUCUGCAUGAUAAAAUUUAUGGCAACUAGGAAGAGUUAGAGAGAGCACAUUUCCUUUCUGAGGUACUAGAAAAGCUCAGUUAUAAUAAAUGGUAGAACACGUCUGAAGUGCCUUUGCCUAUUGUGGCUAAUGACAUGUGCAUUACAGUUAUCAUUUUAGAGAAUCACAGUCAGACAGGUCAGAGGUACAAAACCCAUAAUGACCGGUCAUAGUGCCUAUGUGCAGUGCAGUAUUCAAAGCCUUAUCAGUAGUUAUUUUUGAUUAUUAUUAUUAUUCAAGUGAAUGUGGCAAAACAGAAGACCUAUGGUUGAAUCCAGUGGAACCAUUUGAUUUAAAUUAACUUUCCUGUUUGUCUUUUUGUUUGUUUUUUGCUCAUUCAUGUUCAAACAGGUAUUUUUAGUCAAGUGGCACUGAUUAUCGUUUUUAAAUGGUGCCUGGAUACACUAAGCCAAUUUUGGUCUGACCCCCACAGUUGUUUUUAUUUGAAACUCCUAUUUCUUGUAAACGUAGAUCAGUCACCUGAUAGACAUUUGUAUUUUUGUGGUGUUUCCAAGCCUUAAAUUUCACCACAUCAUGUAAAUUUAAUAUUGCACUGACAACAGCACUGAGCUGAAUUUUUCUGUUUUGGGUCUUCUAGUACAGUUUAUGAUUAGUGCGUUCAGGCAGUAUCCAGGUGACUAACUAAAGGACAUACUGUCCUUUGUUUUAGCACAUUCAUGCAAUGCCUCACAAUGGUGUGAAGGACUCAUUUAAGUAUUGAAAACAAGCGUAUCCCUGUACUUCACUACAGCUGUUCAUGGCAUACCAAAGAUGAUUAGCACUGGGAAGAGUGCAUGUGCACCCUUCAAUAUCAACGUUAAUACAGUCAUGUUGCCAUGCCUCUAUAGUGCUGUGAUAGAGAAUGUAAUUUUUCUUAACAUUCUUUUUAAAUGAAAAAAAAAAAAAAUAGUUUUGUGGAUUUUGCAUUUCUCUGUGUGUUGUUCUGGCAUCUGUCACAGUUUUUUUGUUUGUUUGUUUGUGGGUUUUAUUUUUUGUUUUUUGCUGGCAAAAGAGAAUUUAACGUAGCAUUGCAAAUUCAUGAUAUUAGCAGUUAUUACAUCUAUAUACAGGAAAUCAAGUGAUAUAUUUUUUUGCAUACCAUUUUCUACAUUUUUAUACAAAGUAAAGGUACUAUAUUCUACCUGUUUAUUAAUAAACACGGCCUGCGAUAGAAGUCUGUGUUGAGUUGUCACAUAUUCUGUUAGUGAAUGAUAAUUAUUUCAUGACAUUGAUAGACAUGAGAUAGAUAUUCUCACUUUACCCUUUAAACACGGCAGAAAAAAAACAUUAUUCAAAUCUACAAUAAUCUGAUCAUUUUAACUAAGUUUUGAAUGAACUAAUUAAUCUUUCCGGAGAGUUAAUUAUGAAUUAAGUCACAUGAACAUUUCAGGAAAGACAAUAAAUGGGUUCUAGCUUUUCCUGUUCUUGCGUGUUAUAGCUAGUACCAGGAUCGUGCCGAGACCUUUGGAGAUACAGGUGCUCCAAGUUAAAAAAAAAUGGGGCACAUGGAGCAAGAUUCUAAAAUACCAACUACAGCAUGCUCUGCUGAACCACAGCAACCGAUAUUCUAGCAAAAUAUAACAAACCACACCGUUAUAUGAUCACAUUGGAAUGUCUCAAAUUACAUAAUAAAUGUUUUUGGGUUGAAAAGUGAACUAAGCAACCUAGCCCUGAAUAAAAAUGUAUUCAUCCAUGUUCAUUAACCACUUUAUCCUGAUCAGGGUGACAGUAGUUCCAUCCUCUUAAUUAAUGUUCCUGUCCAGUUUCAAUGAACCUGCCUAGCCUCAGUUUCCUGCUCUUGGCUGACAGGAUAUGGUCUUCUGCUGGUGUAGCUCAUCCGCAUCACGGUUUGACAUCUUGUGCAUUCUCGUGUACUUUUUUGCUCAGCAAGGGUGUAAAGAGCUACCAUAGCCUUCCUGUCAGCUCUGAACAGUGUGGCAAUUCUCCGCUGACCUGUUUCAUAAAUAAGCUAUUUCCUCUCAGAGAUCUGCUG